AUGGUGCAGGAUAAGGAUAAUACAGUUCAAAUGUAUACCAACUGUUUUGAUACUUAUAUAGAAGAGGUAAAGAAUUAUGUAAGAGACCUCAAAAAGAGGGAAUGGUAUGUUCAAGGACUUCUAAGUCUAUAUCGAGAGAAGGUUAUUGCACAAUGCCCAAAACAUACAAA
This is a messenger RNA of Racocetra persica, 170 nucleotides long. Lineage: Eukaryota; Fungi; Glomeromycota; Glomeromycetes; Diversisporales; Gigasporaceae. The record is from the annotation of a GenBank genome assembly.